AUGGCCGAACUCCUGCGCCAGUCGCGGCCUUGGCUGCUCUCCUCCAUACGCUCACGAGCGCCAUCUCCAAUUGUAUGCGGCCUUUAUCGCAGUAUAAGCACAACCCCCCUGCGUCCAUAUGCUGCGAGGAGGGGACCUUCAAGACCAAGGUCGAUGAAAUCCAUUAAGACGAGCGACGUUCAGCAGAUGGAGCCCAAUAUAACAAUGUUAAUACCCCAGACCCUCGUGGCCCCUCCUCUCUGGCGAUACCCGCGCCAGCCUAAGAAGUUCUUCCACAUGUUAUGGCUACAUAUCAAGGCCCGCUACGGAUCGCUCUGGGCCGUAAUAUCCAUGAAAGUCAUGUCGCAGCCGACCGUCCUAGUUAGCAGACCGCUCUUCAAGUUUCACCGGGCGGCCGCCAUCCCCACGGCCAAGGCCUUACACAUCCAGAUGUCUGAGGCCAUGGCCAUCGGCGACAAGGAGACCCUGCGCAGCAUCUGUACACCCGAGCUGUUCCAAACCCUGGCUGCCACCAUCGAUGCCCGCCCGCGCGGCAUUCGCGCCGAGUGGCAGCUCGUGCGCUACAGCAACACCUGGCUGUACCCCCGCGUCGCCGACUGGCGCGUCGGAUACCAGCCCCAACCGAACGGUGACAUGAAGAUGCUGAAGCAGAUCGUGGUUAGCAUUUCCAGCGUCCAGCGCAUCGCGCGGUAUGACGACACCAAGGGCGGCGUUAAAGUCCCUGGCAGCGAGCGCGUGCGCAAGAUGACGGAGCACCUUGUCCUGCAGGCCGAUAUGGAUAAGAAUACCUUCGAGGCCGAACCUUGGAAGAUCUGGGGCACACUACCUGAGACGACGUACGAGGAGUACUUGGCGGAGAUAGAGAACGUUAAUGCUAUUAUGGUGGACGAAGCGGGGAAGUAG
Daldinia vernicosa is the source of this 903-nucleotide messenger RNA. RefSeq lists its product as uncharacterized. The transcript is spliced from 2 exons. The record is from RefSeq and is a predicted model, not a curated record. Lineage: Eukaryota; Fungi; Ascomycota; Sordariomycetes; Xylariales; Hypoxylaceae. Gene Ontology annotation, biological process: protein insertion into mitochondrial inner membrane from matrix. Gene Ontology annotation, cellular component: mitochondrial inner membrane; mitochondrion. Bases 1 to 903 code for a protein of 300 amino acids.